GCUCACACCUCGCCGGACAGCGUGAAGGACACAUCUCUUUGUUACACUAGACUGGAUUAAUCAAAGAAAAGAAAGAUUCUCGCUUCAGUGUGCAGGAUGUGAUAGAUGCUGUCCAGAAUGGAGAGAGUUAUGUGGACAUUGACUCCAGCGAAACUCACGAGGAGUUAGAUGAAGAAGAUUGUGAUGAUGUGAAAGAGAACAAAUCACCCACUGACUGCCGAGUAGACACGGACAUUGAGCCACAACCAUCAAAACAGGCCAACAGAUAUCGGUGGCAGAAAAAGGAUUUCACAAGACCUAUACUGAAUUUUCUGGUCCACCUCUCACCAAAGAUGCAUCUUCUCUCCACACACCACUGGAGUACUUCAACUAGUUUGUUUCUAAAGAAAUGAUUCAGUCUCUGACGACAAACACAAAUGAGUACAGCUUUCAAACAAAGGGAACAUGUGUGAACACCAAUUCCAAGGAAAUUGAGAAAAUGUUGGGCAUGUACCUGAAGAUGUGCCUAGUACAAAUGGCUGGUACCCGUAUGUACUGGGAGGAAGACACACGACACCCUCCUGUUGCUGACGUGAUGCCACGGAACAGAUUCCAGUCUUUGUUGACAGCCUUACAUUUCGUCAACAACUUGACAGUACCAGAGACUGAAAAGAAGGACAAACUGUGGAAGAUCAGACCAUGGCUUGAUUCAUUCAGAUAGAACUGCCUGCAGGUGAUACCAGAAGAGCACAACUCUGUGGAUGAGAUGAUGAUUCCUUUCAAGGGGAGAUUCAGCAGCAUCAAACAGUACAUGUGAGGCAAGUCACACCCAUGGGGCUUCAAAGUAUGGGUGAGAACUAGAGUCUCUGGCGUGAUGUGUGACUUUGAUGUCUACCAAGGAAGCAACAAUGGACUGCGAGCCAAAUCAGAACUUGGCUUGUUUGGUGAUGUUGUUAUAAAGCUAGCUUCAACACUGCCAGAAGGUCACAGCUACAAGGUGUAUGCAGACAACUUCUUCACCUCUGUUCCACUGGUAGAGAAGCUCCUUGAUCGAGGAAUACAUUACGUUGGAACAGCCAGGCAGGUGCGCCUACCUAACUGCAACCUUGAAGACGACAAGAGUUUGAAGAAGAAGGGGAGAGGAGCCUUUGACCACAGAGUGGAGGUGAAACACAAGAUCUCUGGCAUCAAAUGGUAUGACAACCGAGCGGUCACACUUGUGUCGUUCUUUGCUGGAACUGAGCCUGUGGAGAAGAUCCAACGCUGGGACAAAUUCAACAAGACCUACAUAGAAGUUGAAAAGCCUCACAUCGUGGGCAUCUACAACAAAUAUAUGGGAGGUGUGGAUUUGCUGGAUUCAUUCACAGCCAAAUACAAGUUCCCUGUGAAAUUUCGCCGCUGGUACAUGUACAUCUUCUGGCACACCAUCACCCUUGCUGUGGUCAACGCCUGGCUCAUCUACAAGCAGGACUGCAAGGCUCUCGGGGUCUCUCCAAAAGAGACACUGAACCUGACCGCUAGCAUCCUUUCUCAUUCUGAAGGACACAAUCAAGACUAAUGAGAAUCUAACCAGCGGUCCACCCAAGAAAACAUGUCCACACCCAUCACUGGAUGUGCGUAAGGACCUUCUUGGUAAUUUCCCAAUGAAGAAGAGAGGGCGCUGCAGACACUGCCUUACAGGAUACACCGACACACAGUGCUACAAGUGUGAUGUCCAUCUUUGUUUCAAAGACGACAGGAACUGUUUCUGAGAUUAUCACUGCUAAUGAAGGAAGAAGAUGAAGUGGCUUGAAAUUUGAAGUAGUGUUAGCCUUGAUUCUGCAUACACCUCGUAUA
Syngnathus typhle (broad-nosed pipefish) is the source of this 1815-nucleotide messenger RNA. Its product is annotated as piggyBac transposable element-derived protein 3-like. The coding region runs from base 854 to 1537 and encodes 227 amino acids. The record is from RefSeq and is a predicted model, not a curated record. NCBI's taxonomy places the organism in Eukaryota, Metazoa, Chordata, Actinopteri, Syngnathiformes, Syngnathidae. The transcript has 2 exons.